Molecule: messenger RNA, 1587 nt
Organism: Arachis duranensis
Lineage: Eukaryota; Viridiplantae; Streptophyta; Magnoliopsida; Fabales; Fabaceae
Product: PI-PLC X domain-containing protein At5g67130
Exons: 8
Coding region: 177-1412 (411 amino acids)
Biological process (GO): lipid metabolic process
Molecular function (GO): phosphoric diester hydrolase activity
Source: RefSeq, a predicted model, not a curated record
AGAAGGGUUGAGUUAUAGCUAUUUGCUAACGCCUUAAAGGCAAAUAAAGCUGCUGCAAAAUCGUUCUAACGUCUUUGUUCACACCUCACACUCACACCCUCUUUUCAAAUUCAUAACUACUGAAACAGAUACAUAAUCCAUAACGCUUUGUCUUUCUUCUAACACCUCGACAAAUCAUGAAGAAGCCAACUCUGGCAACAACAAUUGUAGCUAUUGUUUUCCUUCUUCUUCAUUCUUCGCUCGCUCUCAAGGAAGCGCAAACAUGCGUGGCAAACAGAAACUGCGACUCAGGUUUACAUUGCGAAACGUGUGUGGCAAACGGAAACUUGCGACCACGGUGCACUCGAAUCCAACCAACUAACCCGACUUCAAAGGUGAAGGGAUUGCCGUUCAACCAUUAUUCAUGGCUCACGACUCAUAAUUCAUUUGCGAUGUUGGGUCAGAAAUCGGCCACUGGCGCCCUCAUUCUCUCUCCGACCAAUCAGCAAGAUACCAUCACCGAUCAGCUUAAUAAUGGAGUACGAGGGUUGAUGCUUGACCUGUAUGACUUCCAGAGUGAUAUUUGGUUAUGUCACUCGUUUGGUGGCAAAUGCUAUAACUACACAGCUUUUCAACCUGCGAUCAAUGUUCUCAAGGAGAUUCAAGUAUUUCUUGAGGCAAACCCAUCAGAGAUUGUUACUAUCAUAAUUGAGGAUUAUGUUACUUCACCAAAAGGCCUAACAAAGGUUUUUGAUGCUGCUGGACUAAAAAAAUACUGGUUUCCGGUGUCUAGAAUGCCCAAAAAUGGUGGAGAGUGGCCAACCGUUGAUGAUAUGGUGAACAAGAAUCAGCGCUUAAUCGUCUUCACCUCAAAAUCCGCUAAGGAAGCUUCUGAAGGGAUAGCCUACGAGUGGCGAUAUUUGGUCGAAAACCAAUAUGGAGAUGGUGGAAUGAAGGCUGGUAUGUGCCCGAAUCGCGCAGAAUCGCCGUCGAUGAACACGACAUCAAGAUCGCUAGUACUAGUGAACUUCUUCCGUGACCUUCCGGAUGUUACCAAAUCCUGCAAGGACAAUUCUGCUCCUUUGCUAAACAUGAUCAACACUUGCUAUGAAGCAUCCGGGAAACGAUGGCCUAAUUUUAUUGCUGUUGAUUUCUACAAGAGAAGUGAUGGAGGAGGAGCUCCACAAGUAGUAGAUGUUGCUAAUGGAAAUCUAGUAUGUGGUUGUGGAAACAUAGCCACCUGCAAGCCAAACAUGACAUUUGGAGUGUGCGAGUUACCUGAGGCUGAUGUAGCUCCUCCCCGUGCAGCCGUGGGGGUAGCACCAACGCCACCACCUCCUCACACAAACUCUGCCUGUAAUAAUUGCAAGCCAAUUGCUUUGUUGUGGUUGUUUGCCAUGACUCUUCUUGUUUCCUUCCUUUUCUCAUUGUGAACAUUAAUCCCUCUUUAAUAAUUCAGAAAAAAAAAAAUUAAAGUAGUAGAGAAAAGGUCAUUUAAUUAGGAGAAACCAUUUUUAGGAAAUGGAUGCUUUCAAUUGGAAAAUCCAUCUGUUAAGUGUCAAAUUUUACCAUUAUAUCGAAUUAUUAAUGAUGAAAAUUUACACCUGA